AUGGCCGAUCCCUUUGACGCUGCGCUCGAUCUACUCCGUCGACUACCACCUUCCUCCACCCAGGAAAACCUCCAGGGCAUCAUCUCCCUCCAACCCGACCUCGAGGAAGAGCUUCUCUCCUCGGUAGAUGUCGCGCUCACAUCCAAACGCUGCACCAAAUCUGGCCGUGACUACCUCUGCUGCGACUAUAACCGCGACGGAAGCUCCUACCGCAGUCCCUGGUCAAACGAAUUCGAACCGCCAAUAGAGCCGGAAGAUGCCGCCGACAUCGUGCCCGUAGGUCGCGUACGCCGCAUGGAGGAGAGCCUAAAUGCAGCCGUGGACGUCUAUCGCGAACUCUACUACGAAGGCGGUGUUAGCUCUGCGUAUCUCUGGACUCUCGACGAAGGAUUUGCGGGUUGCGUGUUAUUCAAGAAGACGGCAGCGGGUAGUGGUGGGAGCAGUAGCGGAGGCGGCGGAGGUUGGGACAGUAUCCACGUGCUGGAGGUAGCGGAGGCGGCGACGAAGCGCAAUGCUCACUACAAGCUCACCUCGACGGUUAUCCUGGACCUAGGUCUUCAGUCAGCGGCGGUCGACAGUCUCGAAUUGGCAGGCAAUCUCACGCGACAGACACAGCAGGAUCUAACACUCAAUGGCCUACGCGACGCGGAGAUUGAGCAGAGUCACAUCGGCAAUAUUGGAAGGAUGAUUGAGGAUAUGGAAACUCGAAUGCGGAAUCUCUUGCAGGAGGUCUACUUUGGCAAGGCGAAAGAUGUCAUUGGUGAUCUGCGCAGCAUUCAGCCCUUAAGCGAAGCCGAGCGAGACCGGAAGGCACAUAGAGAAGUCAUCGACAAGAUGAGCAAAUAA
Dissoconium aciculare CBS 342.82 is the source of this 846-nucleotide messenger RNA. RefSeq names its product F-actin capping protein, beta subunit. Bases 1 to 846 code for a protein of 281 amino acids. Gene Ontology annotation, biological process: barbed-end actin filament capping; cell morphogenesis; actin cytoskeleton organization. The record is from RefSeq and is a predicted model, not a curated record. Gene Ontology annotation, cellular component: actin cortical patch; F-actin capping protein complex; cytoplasm. The transcript is spliced from 2 exons. NCBI's taxonomy places the organism in Eukaryota, Fungi, Ascomycota, Dothideomycetes, Mycosphaerellales, Dissoconiaceae. Gene Ontology annotation, molecular function: actin filament binding.